Messenger RNA from Athalia rosae (coleseed sawfly), 2210 nucleotides. It is a transcript of the gene Syx5, whose product is annotated as syntaxin-5. Gene Ontology annotation, molecular function: SNARE binding; SNAP receptor activity. The transcript is spliced from 5 exons. The record is from RefSeq and is a predicted model, not a curated record. Lineage: Eukaryota; Metazoa; Arthropoda; Insecta; Hymenoptera; Athaliidae. Gene Ontology annotation, biological process: vesicle fusion; intracellular protein transport; endoplasmic reticulum to Golgi vesicle-mediated transport. Gene Ontology annotation, cellular component: SNARE complex; endomembrane system; Golgi membrane. Bases 166 to 1275 code for a protein of 369 amino acids.
ACAUAUGAUACGUAUACCAUUGGUUAUUCAGUAAAAGUUGUGAGCUGUCAUGUGGUGCUGUACUUUCCAAUCUGUUUGAUUUAAAAUUCCCAUACUUAACGUGGAAAUUUACGUUGAGGUUUAGCUGUGAUAGUAGGUAUUUGAUUUGUAUAAAUUGAGGAUGCAAUGCCAGCGCGUAGACGACGAGGUGGCUCCGAGCACGAAAAUGAUCCUAUGAUCACAACCUCGAAAAGCGAAUUCCAAAGUGGUGAUUCUGCACGACAAUAUUACAAUGAUGGAAUUGGAUCUCAUCAAUUAGAAAUUGAUAAUAAACAUCACGAAGCUAAUUUAGUGACAAUGACUUCACGAGACAGGACCAAAGAGUUUGCAAAUGCCAUCCGCACAAUGCAGGUGAGAACGGUAGCAAGAGCUGCUGUUAUGAGGGAUCCUCGACAGGCUCGUCAAAUACAGAGCUACUCCAGUUUUAUGAUGAUUGCUAGGAACAUUGGAAAAAAUAUAGCUAGCACUUACACUAAACUGGAAAAACUUGCAUUAUUGGCAAAAAAGAAAUCACUAUUUGAUGACAGACCUUCAGAAAUACAAGAGCUUACUUAUAUUAUAAAAGGAGAUUUGAACAGUUUAAAUCAGCAAAUAGCAAAAUUACAAGAACUUGGCAGACAACAACGAGAAAAUCUCGGUGCAACACGUGGUCAUCACCUUGCGUCGCAUUCUUCCUCAGUAGUUGUUGCUCUGCAAUCUAAAUUAGCUAACAUGUCCAACCAUUUUAAAAAUGUUCUUGAAGUACGGACAGAAAAUUUAAAACAACAGCAAUGCCGGCGUGAGCAAUUUACACAAGGGCCUGUUUCGGCAUCACUACCACCUAGUGCAGUAGCAGGGCGGCAAGGUUCGUUACUACUUCAAGAACAAUCCGAUUCUUCUUCCGUAAGCAUAGAUCUAGAGCCUGCAAUGGGACAGCAAAUGGCUCAGCGUCAAGCAAUCCUAUAUGAUGAAACAGACACAUAUGUACAGUCCAGAGCAGAUACAAUGCAGAACAUAGAGUCCACUAUAGUUGAACUUGGAGGAAUCUUUCAACAAUUGGCACACAUGGUUAAAGAACAGGAAGAAAUGGUUGAAAGGAUAGACAGUAACAUUGAGGAUACUGAAUUGAAUGUGGAAGCUGCUCAUGGUGAAAUUCUAAAAUACUUUCAGUCUGUGACAAACAACCGAUGGCUGAUGAUAAAAAUUUUUGCUGUUCUUAUAUUUUUCUUCAUAUUCUUCGUGGUAUUCCUAGCGUAGGGUAUGAUGCAUCAGAACAAUAUAUUGUUACAUAUUAUUUUAUGAACUAUCUGUAUCAUGGACAGAUGGAAUAGGUGUAUGUCAAGCCCAACCAUUGCGGAAAAAUUUUCUUUUUAUUGAAUUUAUUUCAAACUUACCUAAUUUUGUAUCAUAGGCUGUUGUUGAGAUUAUUUUCAUAACAAUUCCCUUCUCUGGCGAAAUCUAUCAACUUUGAAGAUAUUAACAGUUGUAAAGAAGUAUUCAUGUAUAUUUUCAAACUGCAUUAUACGUAUUGAUAAUCAGGUCGAUAUUUCUUCACUAAUCACAUUAUAUAAUCCUGUAAAUCAUAAUUAGCAUACAAUUACGAUAGUAUAUGUAUGUAUAUUUUAAAUGUGUCAAGACACUAAUUUAUUGGUGGUACCUGGGUGAUAGUUGUGGUAGCUCCGCAUUCUAUUGAAGCAGCUACAAAGAAAUUGAUCAUUUUUCCCCCAGUCACUAAGUUGCCAUUUCGUUUCUGUCAGCUUUCAUUAUAUCUGAUCAUGAUAUUGUGAUUUAUGCUAAUCAUGAGACAGGUCAAUUAUGUAUAAAGGUGUAUGUCAGCAGAAGUUGUUGAUAAAAUAAAGUUACAUUUUAACGUUAUGGAAAAUUAGAAAAAAAAAAAACAAUUUUUCGACAUUCCACAAUGCUAUUAUAAUUCUACCGUUGAGCGUAGAAAAUCUCUUCUCGACAAUUCAACUCAAUGGUCUUUUUAUGAUGAAAAACGGGAAACUCGCUAUAAAGAUUUCCCAACAGACAAAACAGUCUUAAUCAAAAUUAAAGUGGCAGAUAUAUUAUUAUAGACCAGGUCUGAUUUUUUAAUAGAUCAAUAACAGUAGAUGAGUUCAACUUAUACUUGUAAAUUUGUAAAAUGAUAAUCAAAAAAAUGCAUUCAAUAAAUGAUCGUUUUUAUGAUUGUA